Messenger RNA from Symbiodinium natans, 3321 nucleotides. Lineage: Eukaryota; Dinophyceae; Suessiales; Symbiodiniaceae. The record is from the annotation of a GenBank genome assembly.
AUGGACAUGUUAGCUGAUGAACCUAUUGACUUCACUGUUACACGUUUGCCAUUCUUCCUGCGGCCAGAGCUCCCUGGCAUCAGCAAGACCCUGCUCCCGCCCUCCGAAGAGGCGUCCCUCGCCAAAGCGCCGAUUCCCGAGGGGAAGUGGAGCUUGAAGGAAUCCCCUGGCACUUGGGGCGACCAGAUGGACAAGUACACGAAGAAAAACCCGGAGAAGUUUGGUGGCAAAGACCAGGCCCCGAACGCGCGCUACGGCAUCAGUUGGCAAGCUUCAGAGGUGGGCCUGAAGUUCGUGUUCAACCAGGCCAUGAGCAAUUCGAUGGAUGCUCUGCGAUUGCUGAUGAAGGUGCAGCGCGAGCAGAGCCCGGAGGUGAGAGAGGACUUCUUCGAAAUCCUCUCCCGCAAGUACUUCUCUGAGGGCCAGGUUCUGGCCGACCACCAGGUGCUCCUGGAGGCCGCCUCCGAAGCAAAAAUUCCGACGGAGGGCCUCCGCGAGUGGCUGCAGAGCGGCGAGGGAACUUUUGAGAUCCAGCGCAAGUACGCCGAGAUCUUCUACGGUUGGGGGUACACCUCGGUCCCAGUUACGCUGGUGAGCUGCGAAGGUGUCGACCAGCAUAUUCAGGGCUCUCAAAAUCUGGAGGCCUACCUCCAGGUCUUCCGCAGACUGCUUGAGGAGCCCCUACCACAGAAGUCGGCUGAGGAGAAGCUGCCCAUCUGGGAGAAGUACAGCCACGUCGCCCGUGCCACCGGCACUGCCCACGGCAAGGACUUUGCCUAUGAGGGCAGGCAUGGCAAGAGUAUUGCUGGCUUUCUUCUGACUGCAUACGCGCGCCGGGAUCGGAGGUACUCCGCCGCAGGUUUCGCCAAGGGCGUGAAGCACACUCGGACAAGUGAUGGCAGAAGCAGGAUGAUCCUGCUGAAGCAGAAGGAUGGCUCUAUCUCGUCCUAUACCAACAAAGGGCCUUGCUCUUCGCAAUGCCCCAAGACAUGUGGCGAGCACAAUCAUCGGUUCUAUGAUGGAAGUACGAGGCCCGACACACAGCCAUCCUCCGGCAAGAUGCAUGAGCUCAUGAAAGUAGGGGUCAGUGGUCUUGGUGAGGGCCGUUGCCUCAGUCUGUGGAGUGACCGUGACAGUGCAUCGGCUUAUGCUAACAGAGUGCACGUCCCUGUCUCCUUUGCCACCGUGCUGUCUGCAUGUGUGCAGAAUGCAGUGCGGGUCAACUCCGCCAGCUUGCAUCCAACGUUCGCUUCGAAGCAGGCGGCCAUGCAGCAUGGUCUGAAAACGAUCUGUGAGACCACAGGGAGAGCUCUUGCCGACAAGGGACCAUCUGCAAUGUUGGAGAAGAGCGCGGUUCCUGCAUCGGUUCAGGAAACUCUUCAGGCCGCUUCUGCAUUUUGCAAUGCAGAAGGCUCCACAUUGGAGAGGUUGCAUGCCACCGGAGAGACUGUGGCAGAGCCUUUGCUGCUGAAGGCAUGCGAGGCAGGGUUGGAGAAAGGAGGUGUGCCUCUGGCUCCUACUGGGUUCAUCAAUGAGCCGACUUGCAAGGGCCUGGAGCUAGCGGGCGGCUCAAGUAUUUCGGCAGGCGUACGAGAAAAAACUGGGGAAGCUGUACUGAAGGAUGGAACAGCUGUCCACCAGCAACAGACGGAGACGGGUGUCCAAUUCCGUGUUGGUGGCGGGACCGUGUUAGAUGUGUGCGCCGGCACCCAUGUCCCCGUUGCCAGUGAGCUGGCAAGCGCCAUCGGGCUCAGCGGCAAUGUAGGCAGGACAGAGAGACAGGAGACCCAUGCGAAGUCUUCCAUGCUCUCCUCUUCGUCAUCUUCAACUCAUGAAACCAUUGAUGGCGUUGCUGGAGGUCUCGAUGUCCUGGGUGUUGAGAUGCUCAAUUGUGACACAGGCGUGUCGCAAAAACGCUUGCUGAAAGAAGAAAGCUCUCUGACAUCCUCCACGAAAGAAGAGACGUUUGGCCAUGCCGUGAAGGUUCUUGGCACAGACGUCAUGUCAUCGUCGAACAGCAAAACUUCAGCCUAUGACAGGACUGGCGUAUUUGAGUCCAAGCAAGUGCACACCGAGACCAGCAAUUUGAAGGUCAUGGGGGCAACAGUUUCUUGUCAGGAACAUUUUCGGCAUGAGGAGCGGAGAAGCUUUGCUGGAUCCUCCACCAAGAUACAGGACAACCGCAACGGCAUCCGCACUGAGACUGAGGGCUACGGUGCUUUUGGUAUGAACAUACUGGAAGUGAAGACGACAGUCAAAGAUGUUGCUGCGGAGGUACCUAGCAAAUCGGAAAGCCUGGGCGAGGACCAUACCGCGGUGAAGGAGCAUCUUCCAGAACCGGUUGGCGCGAAGAUCCAGCAGCACCGCUUCGGCCAGGAGCAUCUUCCAGAACCGGGUGGCAUCAAGAUCCAGCAGCAUAGCUUCGGCCAGGAAACGUCUACGACGGAGGUUCAACUUGGUGAAGGUGGCCAUUUGCUGGUCGGUGCUGCUGCAGGUGGCGCGGUGGAUGCUGCGUGCGCCCUUGCAGAUGGGCGCGGCGCCGCAGAAGCACUGCAUGAUUUUGCUGCCAGCACAGGUGAGAACCUGACCGCUUGUGCUUUCAUGCACACGACUAGGCUUCCAAUGUUUUCCGCUAGUGACCAUCAUGCAGAGCUUGUGUUUGCGAACGGCGUGAGUCUUGGAGUCGGAGAGCAGUCGAACCAGCUCAAGACGCUUGAUGGGACAGUCUCACAGCACACAUCGGGUCUGCAAAUUGGUUGCGGGAUUCCGGGGGAUGUGCUUGGAGUUGUCCAGGCCCAGGCUGCCAUUGGUGUGACGGAGGACUCCGUUCACAAAGAAACGGGCCUUGAAGGCGGAACGGAAACGUUCGAUGAGAAGGUGAAGACUGAGGGUGUUGAGCUCCGGCUUGGUGUCGGCAAUUUCUCCACCGCGCCAGUGCGCAUUGGCCAUGUGAAGUCUUCUUCAAGGGACGAUGCCCAGACUCACACCAAGGGAGGGGGCACCAAGCAUGAGGUGACAAGGCGCACAUACGAUGGGUACAACUGGUUGGUGGCUUCGUCGGGAUCUGUGACAGAAAACACCGUGGUCGACAACAUUUCGCAGGAUGGAACAAGGUCAUAUCAUCACAGCAACUUUGAAGGUCAGCAGACUGGCUUCAAUCUCGGCAUCUUUGGCAGGCAGGAAGAAAUAGGGAAUUUUGAGGAGCACUCUGGUCAACAGCAGCACAGCUGGACAACACCGGAUGGCGUCCAUCACACAGAGCAAUCGGCGGAGACUUUCCAAGGCCAGGAAGAUCACGUGACGCAUUCUUUCCUGUUCUGA